UGCUUCGCCUCGCGACCCCCGGCCAGCAGGGUGAUCCGUGCAUGCGGAUGCGAGAUACGCAUGCGCGUGACAAGAAGCCCGGAAGUACCUGCUAACUAUCCGUGCUAAGUGUUAUCGAAAGGACCGCAGCUAACGCUAAUAUACAGAAGCACAAAUGAACAGGUACUGCACAGACCCGUCUAUGUAACGCCGAGGAGCUCUACAAAUGCCUUGAAUAUGGCGAAGGUGCUUCGGACGACUGCUUUAGUUUUGUAUCUCUGGACUGUUUUCAUGCACUUCAGUCGCGUGUCAGGUCUCGGGAUCAAUGAGCUGCUUUAUUUCCGGGUUAUCAGUCCGGAGGAGAUCGGUUACAUCUUCAGCGCAGCACCUGCUAAAGACUUUGGAGGAGAUUUUACGUCCUCGUACGAUCACAUCUUCCUUGUGCCUUCGGACCCGGCAGACGGCUGCUCUGAGUUGGAGGACAGAGAAAUCAUCCAGGGACAAGUGGUGCUGGUGGAAAGAGGAGGUUGCUCCUUCGUACAAAAGGCCCGACACGUGGAGGAAGCCGGAGGCAAAGCCGUCCUGAUUGCUGAUGACACAGCGGACAAUGACAGUCAGUACCUCGACAUGAUUGCCGACGGAAGCCCUGCCAAACCAAGCAUUCCUGCCCUGUUCCUGCUGGGACGGGACGGAAUGAUGAUCAGACGAUCGCUUGAGAGACAAGCCCUGCCGUGGGCCGUCAUUUCCAUUCCUGUCAAUGUUUCCUCGUUGGCCUCGUUCCCACUCAAGCAGCCCCCGUGGACACUGUGGUAGAAAUGACGCGCAACCACAACUUCAAGCACCUCCUCACUCUAUAAACAGGGUUUGGUCAUCAGCGCAUAUCCUGUCAGUGCGGAAUGAGGAAAGUUCUUCAGUGUUCAACAAAUAAACAAGCCAGUAAAAUGAGCUAAUAGAGCAAACCUUGAAUGUCAUCUCCCUGUAAAAUAAGAAUAAACUCCUGCUUAUUUGCAUAGUUAAAUUUCAACACAUGUUCCUCAUAUGGUUAAUUGAUAUAAAGGGGUUUUCCUCUUUCAUAAAAUCAUUAAUGGCCUUUCUGAGGCACACCUACAAUUUUUAAACCACUACAUUUUCUGUUAGGUACAGACUGUUUUCACAAUGUACUAAUACAAGCACAAAAGCAGAGUCUUGACUGCCAAAAAUAAAUUAAAAAGUAGACACAUUGGUGGUCACAAUACACCAAUUUUUUCUUCCAUUAAAGGCAGCUGAUCAAUGACAUGAGAAAUUGUUUUCCCACUUGGAUAUUAAAUGGAUUUUGAUGAUGUUUUGUUUAUUCUCUUGUAUCUUUAAUAAAAACGUGCUAAGAUGUCAA
Pungitius pungitius (ninespine stickleback) is the source of this 1348-nucleotide messenger RNA. RefSeq names its product protease-associated domain-containing protein 1-like. The record is from RefSeq and is a predicted model, not a curated record. NCBI's taxonomy places the organism in Eukaryota, Metazoa, Chordata, Actinopteri, Perciformes, Gasterosteidae. Bases 217 to 792 code for a protein of 191 amino acids. The transcript has 5 exons.